Durusdinium trenchii is the source of this 1164-nucleotide messenger RNA. Lineage: Eukaryota; Dinophyceae; Suessiales; Symbiodiniaceae. The record is from the annotation of a GenBank genome assembly.
AUGAUCGUUUGUGGCGACUUCAUCGAUGCACAGUUCGGUGUGAUGUUCGGCUUGACCACCAUGGCUUCGGCAGGCCUUGGGAACUGGCUGAGUGACACCAUCGGCCUGGGCUUGGGCGAUGUGAUCGAGCGCUCCGCGGCGAAGAUGGGCUUGAGCAAUGGGGGGUUGUCACCCGCGCAGGAGAGGAUGCAAAUUGCCAAGAUGACCACCUUAGGUGGCAAACUCAUUGGCAUCACUUUGGGCUGCUUCGCAGGCAUGGUGCCCCUACUGUUCUUAAAACCCGCGAAGGUGGAGAUUGCCAAGGAGGAUUUGGAGGUCUAUGAAUCCACGUUCCUCCCCUUCGGCGUCUCCAGCGCCGCGUUCGCGUCGCUGAUGAAGUCCGCGACGCGGCGGCGGAAGGAGCACGGCGCGAUGUUGGUGCAGGGCGGCGUGCCCUUCAAGAAGGUGAUCUUGCUCCUGCGGGGCGAGGCCGUCGCGUUGCGCUUGGCCAACGACGCCAAGCCGGAGGCCUUUGCCCGACGGGGCUCCUGCGGAGAUGCGGUGGUCUCACUGGACGCGGGUGAGCCGAGCCACCGGUACCUGGGAAAGUUAGAGGCGGACGGGCUCUCCGCCACGCCGAAGCUCACGUGCCGUGGCUCGGUGGUGAACGGGACGGCGAUUGCCUCGCCCGGGCGGCUGGAGGAAGCCUAUCCCAACGAUAUCAUCGCUGAGACUGCGGUGGAAUACCUAGAGUGGGAAUAUGAUGAGCUCAUGGAGAUGAUGAAGGAAGACAAAGGGAUCCAGGCAAGUAUCGUCUCCAUCCUCUUCCACGAGAUGGUGAACUAUGUCUCUUCCAACACUCCGACGCAAAGACGUCGGCUAUAUAAGAUCCUCAUGAUGGCAGUCCUGGCAGAUGGCAAGGUGGAUGACUCCGAACGAAAGCUGCUCAGCAAGUACAGGCAGGAUCAUCAAAUCAGCCAACAAGAUCACCUCAGUGUGCUCCAGGAAUUGGACUGGACCGAGGCGGGCUUUCGCCGUGGCUGGAUGAAUCCAGAGAACUUCUUGGAGCAGAAGGAUCCUGAUGAAGAGGCCGUAAAGGACCCCGUGAGCGAGCUGCAUAAGGCUCAUGCGAUUCUGAGCAACCUGCUGCAGCAGAUGAGGCCAGAGCCUCCAGCCUUGGAGUAG